Helianthus annuus (common sunflower) is the source of this 1092-nucleotide messenger RNA. RefSeq names its product putative F-box protein At1g32420. Gene Ontology annotation, molecular function: protein binding. The coding region runs from base 1 to 1092 and encodes 363 amino acids. The transcript has a single exon. NCBI's taxonomy places the organism in Eukaryota, Viridiplantae, Streptophyta, Magnoliopsida, Asterales, Asteraceae. The record is from RefSeq and is a predicted model, not a curated record.
AUGUCAGACAACAUUCCCUUCGAACUCCAAGAGAUAAUCAUGAAGAAGCUUCCGGUGGAACCGUUGAUUCGAUUCCGAUCGGUUUGCAAAGCAUGGAAGUCCCUCAUCGACAGUUCCGAUUUCAUUCGAAAUCAUAUCACCCAACAGAAACAGCAACAUCUGCUCGUAAGGUAUCACAGCCUUCUUAUUCGCUACAAAAAAUAUGUUUCAAUUGCUGACAUUGAUGAUGAUACAGAUACAGAUACUGGUACUGAUACAAUUCCCCCAUCCGUCGUUAAUUUAGUUGCACAUCAUACAGACAGCUCUCAUGGAUUAUUGUGUUCGUUCAGUGAAACCGAUAGGAAAGCGGUUAUUUGGAAUCCUUCCAUUAGGAAAGCGGUUGAUGUUGUUCUGCCUGAUAUGGCUGAUGAUGAGAUGUAUACAAUUGUUUUAGGGUUUGGGGUUUGUCGGGAGACUACGGACCCGAAGAUUAUCAAAAUUAGGAUUAGUAGCGAUGUGGAAGGUUUGAUCCCGUGGCAAGUUGAGGUGUUUACGUUAAGCGCGAGGGUUUGGAGAAGUACGUAUAGCAGCAAUGUACCAAGUAAGUUUGUUAUAUUUGAUGAGGAACAGGUGGUUGUAGGUGGAGUUGUUUAUUGGCUUGCUAAUGAUAGGGUUGGUGCUGAAGAUGGGCAUGAUAAUUUGAUUGUUUUGUUUGAUCUGACAAGUGAAGAAUUUGGAGAAGUGAAGCUUCCAGAUAGAUUAGCCUAUAAUAAUUGUCGUUUGUGUAUGUUUAAGCCAAGGGAGUCCCCCGUUGUGAUUGAAGGCUGUGUAGAGGACUAUAAACGGGGUUAUCAUGUAUGGGUGAUGAAGGAUGGUGUUCCAAAGUUGUUUGAAAAGCUCUUCACUAUCAGUGGUCAUACACCGGAUGGAUCACUGGUUUCUUCUGUACUGGGAUUCAGGAAGACAGGUGAGGCUUUAGUCGAAUUACAACCGUAUGGUUCCGUUGGAACACUUGCUGCUUAUGAACCCUACUCUAAAGCCUUCAGUAAUCUUGGAGUUAGUGGAAGAUAUAUCUCUGUGUAUUCCUACACGAAAACACUACUUUUACUUUGA